GAAGUACAAGUUUAUAUUCUGUGGCAUAGGUCAACAGCAUGACGUUUCCCUGUUCCAAACUUCGACAUCAUCCCCUGCAUCUCCACUUCCUCAAUCACAGCUCUCGUAACAGAUCAACGCUUUCUAAACAUGUCGGCUAUCACUCUCACUCGUACCAUCGGUCUUGCCGCGCGCCAUCGCGUUGGUCUGUCCGCCAUCCCCGCUGCCCGCCGCAUCUCGACUGCUUCCCUCGGAAACUCCAUCUACCAAACGACGUCCUCGGCAAGUGGCAAGGGCCGCCAAGGCAAGGUGCAAAACCACGAUUCGGGGUUUAGCUCGCAACUCGCUCUGCCCAAAUCGAUGGGUGGACCUGGUAACACCAAAGAGAGUGUGAACCCAGAGAUCUUGUUUGCUUCGGGAUAUGCUUCUUGUUUCCUCGGCGCCGUCCAUGCCGUCGCUGGUGCCAAGAAGAUUAAGCUGCCUCAAGACACAUCCGUCGAUGUGACCGUGGAUCUUUUGAAGGGGGACAAUUUCGAUCUGAAGGUCAAGAUUGUAUUGAAAACUCCUGGCUUGGACAAAAAGGCCGCGCAAGAAGUUGUGGAUGCCGCCCAUCAGACUUGCCCGUACAGCCGGGCAACAAGGAAUAACUGCCCCCAAGAGGUCUCUGUGGUUGUUUAGAUAGCGUUCCGUAGCGGAAUCAGAAAGGGUCUUCGAGCAUCAGCAUAGUAUCACAUCUUGGUGUACGUAGCAUGAAAUGGAAUAUGCGUAACACAUUGUAUUUGUACGCUCGGUCUCGAAUCUCCAGGCAGUUGAGUGGGGAAAAGGUCAAGAACCGCUCUGGCAAUGAG
Messenger RNA from Fimicolochytrium jonesii, 827 nucleotides. Its product is annotated as OsmC-like protein. Gene Ontology annotation, biological process: response to oxidative stress. The transcript is spliced from 2 exons. The record is from RefSeq and is a predicted model, not a curated record. The coding region runs from base 130 to 657 and encodes 175 amino acids. Lineage: Eukaryota; Fungi; Chytridiomycota; Chytridiomycetes; Spizellomycetales; Powellomycetaceae.